UCUAUGAUGUCUAAACUAAAAUACGAAAUACGAAUGUGUACGAUAAUUAUAUAAAACUUUUAAAGUAAUACUGAUUGUCCAGUUUUGGGUAACUCAUAAGACUUGUAUAUUUAAUAUUCUCAUUUUACAAUAUUGUAAGAUAAUAUGCCAGAAAAUAGGCAUCAGCUGAUAAUGUGCAGGUUAUGAAAGUUACAAUUAUUUGUAGUCCCUUCAAAACAAUGCCGUUCUUAAAAGUUGUUGGCAAAACUUGUGGUUUUAUAGGCUAUGUGUUCCAAUAUGCUUGUAUUACACAUUGCACGUUUGAAUAUAUAGGAGAUUUCGUCAUGUGUUCAGGCCCAUCAAUGGAGCCUACUUUAAAAUCAAACAAUAUAUUACUCACAGAACACAUAACUCCGAGAUUUCAAAGGCUACGUCGAGGUGAUAUAGUCAUUGCGAAAAGUCCUACCAAUCCUAAACAGAACAUCUGCAAAAGAGUAACAGGACUUCCCGGAGAUAAAAUGAGGGCUCAAUUUCCAAGGAGAAGCCAAGUCGUGCCAAGGGGGCAUGUAUGGUUAGAGGGUGACAAUUCAAGCAACUCAUCUGACUCUCGGCACUAUGGACCGGUGCCUCAGGGCUUGAUUAGAAGUAGAGUAUUGUGCAGAGUUUGGCCCUUAGACAAAAUCUCAUCCUUGACUGACAUUUAAUUGAUUUACCACAUAUUUAUCUCAAAUUGUAUUUGUUAAUAAAUAGCAGACAAGUAUGCUCCAAGUUGGAUUUAUUAUUGCGGUGCGGAAAUCAAUUUGAUUAUUUAGGUAAAUAUUUUUUGCCAAAGAAUCUAAUAAAUCCAGUACAUUAGGAAAUUGUUAUUUGAAAAUGUUAAAAAAUACAUAUACAUACAUGUCUUAGGUUCCAAGGCCACAAAGAAUACCCUUCAUUUAUAUUAUGUAUUAUACUUAGCCUCCUGAGACUAAAUGUACAUUACAAUGUACAUAUUCGUGCAACCUAAUUUGAACCUUUCAUGAACCAAAUAAAGUAGCAUUUCUUUUGUUGCAUUGCUUUUUAAAAAAACGAGCCUUAUCCAAGCCCUUGGGGCCUCUACACACCUUGCGAUAAUUGCAUGCGAUUUUAUAUUGCCGGUUGAGUUACGGGUAGUGCAAAUUUUAUAAGGUGUAGUGAUACCUAGUUAAGCGCGCGGUUGUUUUACGCAUGCGUCAACGGAAUGUAGGAAAAAUACCAAUGCGCUUACCACGUAAAACAAUGUAGUGUGUGAUGUAGGGAAUGCUCCCAGUACUGAGUUUGUAUGGCGAGAACCGGGAAUUUCCGGUUCUGGUACUGUAUUUGUAUAGAAAACCAGUACUGGGAGCACUCCCUAGUGUGGUGUCAUUAGAUUAUCUGAUUUAAAAUGGGUGUGCGGCAAACGCAUUGCGUUUAUCGCAUAAAACAACUGUGCGCAUUAUUGGAGCAUUCCAUGAAAUUGUCUACCGUUGUCCCGUACAAACGCGAAGUUUCUGAAGAUUUAAAGGUGUAAGAGUUUCCUUUUCUAUGACAAAUGGUCAAAAAUAUGCACAGAAAAAUAAUCGCCUGCUUUAAAUGCCGAGAAAAAAGUCGCAACACAGGAAAUAAAAUACGUUUGUACGGGACAGCCCGUGGAAUGCUCCUAUUGUUGAAUUAUAAAUGUAUUGAAAUAAAAAAAAAGUUUUUACAAUAUGUGGUA
Cydia fagiglandana is the source of this 1693-nucleotide messenger RNA. Its product is annotated as mitochondrial inner membrane protease subunit 1. The coding region runs from base 183 to 683 and encodes 166 amino acids. Lineage: Eukaryota; Metazoa; Arthropoda; Insecta; Lepidoptera; Tortricidae. Gene Ontology annotation, cellular component: mitochondrial inner membrane peptidase complex; membrane. Gene Ontology annotation, molecular function: serine-type endopeptidase activity. The transcript is spliced from 2 exons. The record is from RefSeq and is a predicted model, not a curated record.